Molecule: messenger RNA, 2335 nt
Organism: Diorhabda sublineata
Lineage: Eukaryota; Metazoa; Arthropoda; Insecta; Coleoptera; Chrysomelidae
Gene: Gip
Product: putative hydroxypyruvate isomerase
Exons: 4
Coding region: 300-1136 (278 amino acids)
Biological process (GO): glyoxylate metabolic process
Molecular function (GO): hydroxypyruvate isomerase activity
Source: RefSeq, a predicted model, not a curated record
ACACCCUUCAAUAAAAAAUCUGAGUUUUGAAGUACAUAUUCUAAUAUACAAGUUAAUUGACAGAUGUUAUAGCGGAGAAAAAUUGAACAAAACAAUUUCAAGUAAAAAUGAUAAUAAAAAUUAUAAAUUUAUCAUCUCUUGAUCGUCCUUCUCUCGUUAUCAGAUUAUUAUUUGUGUAAAAAAAUUAGCAAUAUCAAUAUAAGCAUUAUAUAUAGUUCUAGUAAAUUUAAAACAAAGUUUGUUGCCAUAUUUAUGCGAAACUUUGGAUUUAAGCAGCAGGUACCCUCUGUAUUCGUUUAAUGUUACAUAUAAUUCCAAAGUUUUUGAACGUUCCCCUUAAUUCAUCAAGAAAUAUGUCGAAAUUUUGUGCAAACCUAGCAUUUUUGUUUCCGGACAAACCUUUAAAAGAGCGUUACCAGCUGGCAAAAAAUGCAGGAUUUAAGGCCGUGGAAACGGGAUUCCCAUUCGGUCUUGAAAUGCAAGAAGUUGUUGCAGCUAAAAAUACUGCUGGUAUUGAGCAAAUUCUUAUCAACAUUUACACUGGCGAUGUUUCGAAAGGGCAAUUAGGGUUUGCAGCAAUUCCUGGUAAAGAAAAAGAGUUUAAAGACAGUUUAGAAAAAACUAUUGAAUAUGCUAAAGCAUUGGGUGUGAGAAAAAUCCAUAUCAUGUCUGGAAAAGUUGAUGAGAAUAAAAAUGCCCAUGAUAUUCUUUAUGAAAGUAAUUUAAGGUAUGCAACAAAAAUGUUGGAAAAGGAAAAUUUGAUUGGAUUAAUUGAGCCCAUUAAUAAAUACUCAAUUCCAAAUUACUACAUGAAUUCAUAUGACAAAGCUGUUUCUGUAAUUGAAAAAAUAAACAGCCCACAUCUAAAGCUUAUGUUGGACAUAUUUCAUUUACAAUUAAUUAAAGGAAAUAUCACACAUACAAUACAUGAAUUAAAAAAUCAUAUCGGCCAUGUCCAAAUAGCCCAAGCUCCUGAUAGACAUGAACCUACAACCGAGGGAGAGAUCAAUUAUAAAUAUGUGCUGGAAAUUCUCCAAAGGGAAGGAUACAAUGAUUGGAUAGGACUCGAAUAUAAACCUUUGAAAGACACCAAAGAAGGACUGAAGUGGAUUCAAGAUUUGGGAUAUUCUUUAUAAAGAACAUCACAAAAUGAAAAUAUAUUUUAUUAAUGUAAUAAAAAUAUUUUUGCAAUUUUUUUUAAAGAAAUUACUUUCCAGAGUAGAAUCACAGAAUUUCUAUACCCACAAUUUAUUUUAUUUAAACAAAAAACGUACCACACCGUCACUGAACAGAGUAACAAACAAGCCAUCCUUUAAGAUCAAAGAAUAGUUAGACCGAGACCCUGAAUACUCUUCACACUUGGCUUUUGAUCUGGUAAUAGGCAAAAUGAAGCCAUACAAUUAGAAAUACACUAUUAGGAGUAGACACAUUGUCACAAAAACACUUGAAAGUCCUCACAUGGAAGCGUUUCCAGUGAUUGCAAGGCAUUCAGUACCUUGGUGAUCUAAGUCUUCUCUUUUCCACAGGAUGUGUACUGAUCAAUUUCUAUUUGGCUCAGUUUCUCCUGGUAAUUCCAGAAAUCACUGUGUCCUGUAAGGAAGCCAAGAUCUACAGAGGAAGGAAUUAUUUUGAGUGAUUAAAUCCUGGAGGAUUCCUCAUUAAUUUUCACAGAUUGAGACCCUACACUAAGAAAAACGGUAUUGGGAGUAGGCAUAUUGUCUCAAAAUUCGCAGAUGUGAUUCUAGAUAUGGGGAAUAGUAGUAGUAAUACUGCGACCUGAAGGUCUAUUGUACCUCUAUCAGAAGUAUCCUCCUCACUUGAUCAUUUAUAACUCUCUUACAGUACCUGCGUCUGCUCCAAUGAGGUUACAUCCAAGCGUUUUCAGUGGUUUCUCUUUCCCACAGGAUGUGAACUGAUCAGUUUCUCCUGGUAAUUCACUGUGUCCUGAAAGGGAGUCAAGAUCUACGGAUGGAGGAAUUGUUUGUAGUUAUUGAAUCCUGAAGGAAUCCUCAGUAAUUUUCGCAGAUUGAGGCCCUAUGGAAGCAUUUUCAGUGAUGACAAGGCAAUCUGUACCUAGGUGCUCUAAGGCUUCUCUUUCCUACAGGAUGUGUACUGAUCAAUUUCUAUUUGACUUAGCUCAUCUGAUGAUUCCAGAAAUAACCGUGUUCUGAAAGGAAGCCAAGAUCUAUAGAGGGAGGGAUUGUUUUGAGUUAUUAAAUCCUGGAGGAGUCCAGUAAUUUUCUAUCCUACUUUUUCAUCUUUUGAAAUUCUUUGUUCUAGGUGUGUUUUUCUAUACCGCAGAAAGGUUUAGGGUAUAGUAACGCAUAAAAAGAAA